Messenger RNA from Symbiodinium natans, 1107 nucleotides. Lineage: Eukaryota; Dinophyceae; Suessiales; Symbiodiniaceae. The record is from the annotation of a GenBank genome assembly.
AUGCGAGCCGACCAGGCGUUUCGCCAGUACCUCAGGCAGCUGCAGCAGCUUGCAGGCACCAGCAUCGACCCUGUAGCGCUUCGCGCGGUGCUUUCGGCACUGCAGAAGACCAUGGCCGACAUUCAGUUCGUCAGGCCACCGGGGAGCAAGGCGACUGUGCAGGCUUUUACCCACCUGCGCAAUGUGCUGACGGGCUCCCGGUUCUCUGUUCCCGGUGUGAAGGAUUUCAUCAACCUGGUUGAGACGGAGCUCUGCAAGGAGCUGGCCGUGCAACGCCGAGUGCUACAGGCAGAGAGCAUCUCCCCCACGCUCGCCCUCAGCGGCAGCAGUGGCGAUGGGGACUGGCCGCGUCGCCUGGCAGCGGCAUUGAGACUCUUUGCCCCCCGCGGCGGACCCGCCGCAAAGCGGCGUAUGGGCCCCCGCAGCGACGGAGGCUAUGUGGUGUGGGAUGAUGGCCAUCGGCCCGUGUUCACAGGUUUGCUGAGCUAUGGUGCGGACACGAACGUGGACUUCGAGUGGGAGCUUGCGAUGACGGGCACUGACGUGCUUGUUUUCGAUCACACGGUUGAAGCCCUCCCCCGGCAGCAUCCGAAGCUGCGCUGGCGCCCCGAGGCGCUGUCGGACCAGCCGCUGCCAGGCACGGCCGGCACGAUCGAGGAGCACCUCAAGCAGCUGCUCGCCUUUGCCAACGGCUCGCGUAUCGCGCUGAAGGCGGAUGUGGAGGGCGCCGAGUUUGCAGCCAUCCUGUCGACGCCUGAGGAGGUCUUGGGCCGCUUCGACCAGAUCUGCCUCGAACUGCACUGGCUGGGUCGGCCCAUGCGUGGGGGCGACUACGAAACCAAGGCGCGGGCGUUAGAGAAACUGGCCGACCAGUUCGUGCUUCUGCAUGCUCAUGGCAACAGCUACGGCGACGUCCUGAAUGUCGGUGGCUGCCAGCUCCCUGAUGUUCUUGAGGUGCUAUAUGUCCACAAGAGGCUGCUGCCACCGGGAGCUACAGCGCCGAGUGAUGUGGGCUUAGUGCCCGACCCCCUUCUCGACGCGAACAACUGCCAAUUCGUGCCAGACAUCUCCCUCAGGAGUGCACCUUUUGGCGCCGACUUAGAGUGA